UUAAAACCGCUUUGCCAGAGAACGUGCCCAGUAAAUAUGCUAUACAGAGCGCAUUAACCAUUAAAUAGUGUUUAAAUUUAAGAGCAUGUGAAUUAUUUACGCGCUUCGCUAAUUAAAAUCAGAUUUCAGCCAUGCGCUUAUUUAACUGUCGGACAAGGGAAUAAACCUGGAAAACUCUACGCAGCCAGCCUGUUUGUGAGAUGAAUAUUUUAAUUAAUAUUUCCAGUCAUGCUGAUAUGUUGAAAGUUAUUCGUAUAAAACACAAUAGUUUACAGCAUUGUUAUCAACACUUAUCAAGUAAAAGUACAAGUCAUCUAAUGUAAUAAAUAUUAAGAUUAGAACAUUAACAUGAGUCGUAGAGAAGAGAAAAGAAGGAGAGUAAACAAAUUCUGAAUCGAGUUUAUUUUUGAAAGUAAAUCAAUAUCUCAGAAUACAAUAAUAUAUUAAAAUAUCAGGAUAUACCGUAACGAAUUUAAUAUAGAGGAAUUGUUCAUUUACUUUGUGAUAAACAAGAGUUCAUAAAUAUGAUUUAUAAAGUUCAUGUUUCCGCUCGUUACGUAUUGGUAUUCUCUAUAUUUUUGACAUACACAAUAAUGAACUGCCAAAGAUCUGUGUUGAGUGUCGCUAUUUUAGCCAUGGUUAAUCAUUCAGCCAUCUACAGCAUGUAUAAUACAACGUCUUCAAAGGAAUGUCCAGAAAAAUCUACCCAUAAUUCUGCAUCUACUUAUAAAGAGGGCUCCUAUGUAUGGACACAACCCACUCAAGGAAUAAUUCUAGGAAGUUAUUUCUAUGGUUUGGUAUUAGCCCAACUUGUAGGAGGGACCAUUACAUUUUUACUUGGACCAAAGAAAAUUUUCAUAAUUUCUUUAUCUCUUUCUUCAUUAUUUAUCAUUUUGACGCCAUUGUCUGCAGAUGUCGGUGUUUUAGUUAUAUCAUUAUGUCAAGCUAUCGUCGGAUUUGGGCAAGGACUUGUAUUUCAUGGAUCUUUCACACUAUUAGGAAGAUGGAGUCCAGAAAACGAAAAGUCUACUUUAUCAUCAAUUUCUUAUUCUGGUACACAAGCCGGUACAUUUCUUGGUUUAAUAACCACAGGAUAUCUUUGUGAACAUAAAGGAUGGCCUUUCAGCUUCUAUGCAUUUGGAAUAUGUGGGAUCAUCGUUUCUUUAUGUCUUAUGUUUACAAUUUAUGACAGACCUCAAGAACAUCCCAGAAUAUCUAGCAAAGAAUUAAUAUUUCUUAACGAAAGCAUAAAAAAUAUUUCUUCAGGGGAAAAAAAGUUGAGUAUUCCCUGGAAAGGAAUUUUAACAUCGAGAAUAGUAUGGAUACUGGCUUUGACAAAAAUAUGUUGGGGUGUCGGUUAUUUUACAAUAUUGACUAAAUUUCCAUCAUAUUUAGAGAUCAUUCUGCACUUUCCUAUCAAACAGAAUGGAUUACUGAAUUCAGUAGUUUAUACCCUGGAUUCUUUAACGAUAUUUACGUCUGGUUUCAUUGCCGAUUUUAUGAAAAGACGUAAUUAUUUCAGCAUUACUAAUAUCAGGAAAAUUUUCGAAACAGUUGCUACGUUUGGCCCGGCAGCGUGCAUCGUAGCGAUUCCAGUUUUAGGCUGUGAGAGUACAACAGUAAUUAUAUGUUUAAUAAUUGGAAUGGGUUGUUUCGGUUUCAAUAAUUCAGGGGAUGUUGCAAUAGUGCUUGAUUUAGCACCGGAAUUUGCAGGUGUAAUUUACGGAUUGACAAACGGUUUAUGCAACAUCGCAGGCAUACUAUCACCUUAUGCUGCUGGUGUUAUAUUAGAUAGAAAUCAAGGAUACAUGGUUCAAUGGAGCUAUGUGUUUUAUAUGGCAUCUUUCGCUUAUUUUCUGAGUGGUGUUAUAUUUCUAUUCGGAGCAACUGCAGAACUUCAACCUUGGGCUACCAUUAAUACAGACACCGAAAUACAUAACAAAAAUUUAAACAAGAAUAGAAGAGUAAAGUUGUUUAGAAUGAUAACAACCCCUUUUGCGGGUUAAUAAUCAAAAGCAAGAGCGUUGUUGACAAAUACACUGAGACCGCUCUUCUAUACCUUUACUUUUUAAUUAAUUACUGAUCGUAGAAAGUGUGUGGUUUGUUUGAAUUCGAAAGUAUGGUAAAGAUAUUGAUAAUUGAUUCCAUUUACAUUUCACCAGCCAUUUAUCUAAAUCUCUAAAAAACGAAGAUUACUGUUAAGAUUCACAAUUUAUUUUCGUAAUCACUCCAGUAUUGUGUUACACAUAAAUUAAAUGUAGACGUAUUUUUGUUUUUUUAUUCUUUUUAUCGGAAUAAUUUUAAUAGUUCCUGUAAACAGAAUUUUGCGAAUUUUAU
Centruroides sculpturatus (bark scorpion) is the source of this 2337-nucleotide messenger RNA. RefSeq names its product sialin-like. The transcript is spliced from 11 exons. NCBI's taxonomy places the organism in Eukaryota, Metazoa, Arthropoda, Arachnida, Scorpiones, Buthidae. Bases 525 to 2006 code for a protein of 493 amino acids. Gene Ontology annotation, molecular function: transmembrane transporter activity. Gene Ontology annotation, biological process: transmembrane transport; monoatomic anion transport. The record is from RefSeq and is a predicted model, not a curated record.